Molecule: messenger RNA, 1427 nt
Organism: Tigriopus californicus
Lineage: Eukaryota; Metazoa; Arthropoda; Copepoda; Harpacticoida; Harpacticidae
Exons: 6
Coding region: 1-1338 (445 amino acids)
Source: RefSeq, a predicted model, not a curated record
AUGAAGGACUUAUCCACGUUGAUUCAUCUGACCUGCCUACUCUUUUUGGCUUCCAUAGCUCUGGCCGCCGAAAAUCUGACAAAGAGCACUUCCAUUUUAGGUUCAGCUCGAGAUAAACGAUUUUUAGGACUCUUCAACUUGAUCCAAUUUGCCAAUACGCAGUGCAAUGCCUCGGCCACCAGUGAGCUCUCGGGAGUUUGCUAUACUCAAUCGGAAUGCCAAUCAUUUGGAGGAAGAGCAGCCGGAGAUUGUGCCUUGGGAUUCGGCGUUUGUUGUGUCUUUGAAUACGAUUGCAAUUCUUUGCGACCCGCUCCUCGAGAUGUGUUCUACUUCCAGAAUGCCAACUUUCCCAAUGAUCAAAGUGAUCCUUCUAUGUGCCUCUUUGGAAUCUCGAUUCUGAAUGCGAACAUCUGUCAACUCAGGCUUGAUUUUGAGGAAUUCGAUCUCGAUUCGGGAUCGAGUUUGACCUCACCAUGUGACCGGGACAGUUUGGAGAUCCUUAGCACGGGGAUGUCGGAUCUUGGAAUGGGCAAGCUCUGUGGCAACAACCAAGACCAGCAUUUGUACAUCCCGGUGAUUAAUGAUCGAUCCCAACCCAUGAUCAGAAUCAUGACCGAGGAUCGAAUGCUCAACGUGUCUCAACCCUAUAAAUAUAGAAUUAGAGUCACGCAAAUUGAUUGCAACUCCAAGGAUCCAUUGAUGAACGCUCUAAAAGCCCCAGACAAUUGCCUCCAAUAUUUCGUGGAACGCCGAGGCACGAUCCAAAGUUUCAAUUGGCGACCCGACUUGCCACGAGUGUACCAAAAGAACCAAAACUACGCCAUUUGCUUUCGAAGAGAGCCUUCAGACUGCCAAAUGUCUUUGAAGCGAGCUCAAAACGCCCCGGCCUUUUCCACCAGCGUUGGUCAAGCCACUGGAUACACCAAAUUCUGUGCCGUCGACAAUGGCUGUGGGUUCGAAGAAUGCUCCAAGGCCUUGACGGGAAUCAUUGGGAGCGUGACGUUGGAUCAUUUACAAAUCAAUGCCUUUCAUCGGAGCUCGGCCAUGCCCGCCACACCCGUUCAGGGCAAGUCAGAAUAUGAGGCCUCGGCCUUUUUUUGCGGAGUCGGUCUGGGCGCAGAUACCCCGGGUAUUGGCGAUGGAGAGGACAUCCGUGAUGGAGUCAUUGUCCAGAGCAAAGGCCCAUUUGUGCUGAGGUUCUUCACCGAUGAUGAGAAUGGUCAACCAAACACACCAACGGUCCCGACCCCUGGACCACAAAAGAUCAAUGAGCUGGGAUUCAGUAUUGACUAUCAGAUCAUGGGUAAUUGCCAGAACCUGGACAUUGGGAUCCUCUAGAUCCCCUCUCUUUAUACCAUGCGUGUACUUGUACUUCUACCCACGUUUCCCAUAUUGUUGGGGGGGCACCGUAAUAAAUAAAGUGUAUU